Molecule: messenger RNA, 3531 nt
Organism: Penicillium griseofulvum
Lineage: Eukaryota; Fungi; Ascomycota; Eurotiomycetes; Eurotiales; Aspergillaceae
Product: reverse transcriptase
Exons: 5
Coding region: 1-3531 (1176 amino acids)
Molecular function (GO): zinc ion binding; catalytic activity; nucleic acid binding
Source: RefSeq, a predicted model, not a curated record
AUGGCGGGACGGGCCGCGAUGCGAACCCCUGAACCGCCCGACCGCGACGAACGCGGAGACUCACCACCGCGACUGUCGAGACCGAAACGCACCACCAGACCACCAAGAAACUACGCUCAAGAACAAGAGAUCGACAAUGAACAGAGGAAGACGCGACCCCAGCAAAAGAAGAGAAUUGAACCCGAAUCUCAGCCUGACGUGGCAACUUCGGACGACUCCGCGACCGAGAGCGACGACCUCGAUGUCAGCAAUUUGGUAAAGGAGCUGGUCAAACUCAGGGAAGAGAUCCGACGGCGAGAUGAGCUGCAUAGAGAAGAACUCCAGAAGGUCCAAGAAGAGUUUCGGAAAGCCAAGGAGGAAUUUGGCGUCGCCCUUGCAGGAGUUCGACACGAGCUACAGACCCUGACAGAUAGCCCCACGACACCGCAAUCCUACCCCGAGGCAUGCUCUCCGAACCACCAUGAUGAGAUUCUUCGCGAAAUACAAUCCUUGCGCGAGGAGAUCAGCGUUCCCGCUCCCACGGGAUCUCCGUCGUAUGCAGAUGUCGCCCGUACACCCCCGCUCAGCCACCCAAGCAAUAUACGGAGUCUCUCGACAUCGAACACAACACCAACUACGUUUACCGACACAUUGUACUGCACAAUCGACACCUCGGAGAUGGCAGCAAAUGAAAACGAGAGGAUGUCCGCAGGCCCAAUUCGGGCGGCGCGCUGUCGCGCUGUCACCGUGGACCCGAAGACCACCAACCGAAUCAGAAUAGCGUGCCGCGACGAAGUUGAACACCAGCUGGUUAAGAAAGUGGCGGAAGGCAAGAUCGGCGCGAGAGCGCGGGUGCUUCGGGAUGAGCUGUACCCAAUCAAAGUCGACAGUGUUAACAAAACCAUCGUGCUAGAUGAGAAAGGUGAACUCCGAGCCGGAGUGGCAGCAGCCUUCAGCGAGGAAAAUGAAGCUACCGUUGCCAAGAUUGCAUGGCUCAGCAAAAAGGACAGUGCAAAGGCCUAUGGGUCAAUGGUCGUCUACCUCACCAAAGGCAGUGAUGCUCGAAGGCUCCUGGCUGAGGGGUUCUUUCACGCUGGGGGAGAAUCUGGGGUGACCAGCGUCUUCGAACACCGACCACGACCGACGCAAUGCUACAACUGCCAAGAGAUUGGCCAUAAGGCAUUCCAGUGCAAGAACGCACAGAGAUGUGCAAAAUGCGCUAUGGAAGGGCAUCGCCACAGUGACUGCGACCAAACCGUUCCCAAAACACUCCGAGUGAUGCAACUGAAUGUGAGAAAACAGGGAGCAGUGCAAGAAAGUCUCAUGAACGAUGAAGAUACUCAAAAUGCAAUGGCACUAGCGAUCCAAGAACCCCAGGCGAGGAUGAUUCAAGGCCGGCUCUUGACCACCCCGAUGGGACACCACAAAUGGACAAAGAUGGUUCCCUCCACGUGGAGGGAAGGGAGAUGGGCGAUCCGAAGCAUGCUGUGGGUCAACAGAGAUGUGGAAACGGAGCAAGUGCGGAUCGAGUCGCCGGACCUAACGGCGGCCGUCAUUCGGCUUCCCGAACGACGGAUUUUUAUCGCAUCAGUUUAUGUAGAGGGAGGGGAUGCCUCUGCAUUGAACAACGCAUGCGAUCACCUCCGGAAAGCAAUUGCAAAGGUACGGCGAGAUUCGGGGACGGUGGUGGAGAUUAUGAUCAUGGGAGACUUUAACCGCCAUGAUCAACUGUGGGGAGGAGACGAUGUGUCGUUGACCAGGCAAGGCGAGGCAGACCUAAUCAUCGACCUCAUGAAUGAAUUUGGACUCAGCAGCCUGCUUAAACGGGGCACCAAGACAUGGCACGGCGCAGGAUAUUCGGGGGACUGCGAGUCGACGAUCGACCUCGCUCUCGCCUCAGAAAACUUGACGGACUCGAUGAUCAAAUGUGCGGUCCAUGGAACGGAGCAUGGUUCGGACCACUGCACCAUUGAAGCCGUCUUCGAUGCUCCGUGGGCUGCUCCAAAACAGCCAGAGCGACUGCUGCUGAAGAAUGCGCCGUGGAAGGAGAUCAAUGCUAGAAUUGCAGGAACACUAGCUGCCACUCCGGUGGAAGGCUCGGUGCAGCAAAAGACCGACCGGCUGAUGUCCACGGUGUCUGAAGCGGUGCAUGCCCUGACACCGCGGGCCAAACCGUCACCACACGCAAAGCGAUGGUGGACGGCGGACCUGACGCAACUCCGUCAGAUAUACACAUACUGGAGAAACCACGCCCGCUCGGAAAGACGGGCAGGGCGAAAGGUGCCACAGCUGGAGGACAUGGCCGCAAGCGCCGCGAAGCAAUACCAUGACGCAAUUCGGAAACAAAAGAAGAAGCACUGGAAUGAGUUUCUGGCCGACAACGACAACAUUUGGAAAGCCGCGAAAUACCUGAAGUCAGGAGAAGAUGCAGCCUUCGGCAAAGUUCCGCAGCUUCUCCGAGCAGAUGGAACGGUCACCACUGACCAUGAGGAACAAGCCGAAGAACUUCUGACCAAAUUCUUCCCGCCCCUGCCGGAGAACAUUCAAGAUGAAGGAACAAGACCACAAAGAACGCCGGUAGAGAUGCCGGUCAUCACUAUGGAAGCGGUAGAGAGGCAGUUGCUCGCAACGAAGUCUUGGAAGGCGCCAGGCGAGGACGGCCUACCGGUCAUAGUGAGGAAAAUGACCUGGCCCACGGUCAAGCAUCGCGUUCUCGAUCUUUUCCAGGCGUCACUGGAAGAAGGCACGCUGCCGAAACAGUGGAGACACGCAAAGAUCAUCCCGCUGAGAAAACCGAACAAGGAAGACUACACUAUUGCUAAGGCGUGGAGACCGAUCUCACUCCUCGCGACGCUAGGCAAGAUCCUGGAGUCAGUGGUGGCAGAAAGGAUCUCGCAUGCAGUGGAGACCCACGGCCUGCUCCCGACCAGUCACUUCGGGGCCCGAAAGCAGCGGUCCGCGGAGCAGGCACUCCUGCUCUUGCAGGAGCAAAUCUACGCGGCGUGGCGCGGCCGACGGGUGCUGAGCCUGGAUCAGCUUCGAUGCAUACCGGAGGGCCUUCUCCGCUGGGUUGAGGCGUUCUGCUCUGGACGGACGGCGACCAUCCAGAUCAAUGGGCAACCAUCGGAGGUUCAGGACCUGCCACAGCCUGGACUGCCUCAGGGCUCGCCCCUGUCUCCGAUUCUAUUCCUCUUCUUCAACGCCGACCUCGUGCAAAGACAGAUCGACUGCCAGGGAGGAGCAAUUGCCUUUGUGGAUGAUUUCACCGCAUGGGUGACCGGGCCAACCGCGCAGAGUAACAGGGGAGGAAUUGACGCAAUUAUCAAUGAGGCGCUCGACUGGGAAAGGAGAAGCGGAGCGACUUUUGAAGCUGAAAAGACGGCUAUCAUACACUUUACCCCCAAGACGCAUAAAUCGGACCAUGAGCCGUUCACCAUCAAGGGACAGACGGUUGUGCCCAAAGACCAUGUGAAGAUCCUGGGCGUCUUAAUGGACACUAGGCUCAAGUACAAGGAGCAGAUCGCGAGGGCAGCCUGUUCACAUCGACGGUAG